Messenger RNA from Phaeodactylum tricornutum CCAP 1055/1, 1104 nucleotides. RefSeq lists its product with no specific name. The coding region runs from base 52 to 1104 and encodes 350 amino acids. The transcript has a single exon. Lineage: Eukaryota; Bacillariophyta; Bacillariophyceae; Surirellales; Neidiaceae. The record is from RefSeq and is a predicted model, not a curated record.
CCACUGCUUCGAAGAAGCCUGCACGGGAUACUGUCAACGCUACUACCAGGCAUGCUGAUAUGCUCGAGAUCCUUUAUUCCGAUCACGGCCAUGGGAGUUCAAAUAAGAACGGCUCGAUUGAUGCCUUGGAUCCGCAGCUCGACCGCCAAGCCAAUCGGUUGGACCCGAGAAUCUCGGAAUGAUCAACUCCAAACCUACCAAGUUACCGUCACGUACGACACGAGUAGCUGCAGUAAUUCCACGGAUGAGGAAUCCGCACCAUUGUCGUUCACAACAACCACCGUAUCCUUGCCGUUUAUUGAGCAGGUUGGAUCACUCGCCAGUUCGCUGUGGCCCGCCGCCUUGGCGGGAGCCAUCCUCGUGAAAUCUCCCACUAUACAGCAGCAGUUUGCAAGAAGGAAAACACCACCACCGCCAACAACAACAGACGAGCAUCCGUACCAGCCACGCGUUGUGGAAUUGGGAGCCGGCUUGGGAUUGUUGGGGAGGACCCUGCGUGAAUCUGCUGCGGCACCUCAAGUGACCUGUACCGACCAAGACGUGGCCGCGAUUGAUCUCUUGCGGACCCCUAUCAGGAGUCCAGGUAUGAAUAUGGUGGAAGGCAAUUGUCGCCACGUGUUUGAUGCUACACAAGCUAUGGUACUGGAUUGGAGGGACGAAGAACUCCCCGAUACCUUGGAACCCAAUUCCUUCGAUGGAGUUUUUGGUACCGACGUGGCCUACUACAGUUUUCUAGUGCAGCCGUUGCUGGAUACAGCUAGGGCCUUACAAAGACCUUCAAACUCUGUGUUUAAUGUUAUCGGUCAAGCCAACCGACAAUCGCUGUGGGAUCUGCUGCACACUAUUCGGGAUGGAGGUUAUAGUCAACGCACGGAUCAGCGUGAACCGGCAUGGGAUGGGAUUACAACAAUGAAUCUCUAUCGACUCGAAAUGGAACUCUGGCAAGAUGACUCCGAUGAAUCGGGCAAUCCAGCCACACUGGAUGAGAGUAUCUCUAUUGCCGCUUUGCUCCAUACGACAUCAGGGCUAGACCUACCAGCUCUGACGGAUCAAGACUAUGUCGCUACGGCGCGUGAUGAGGAGUCCAUUGAGAAGUCCUUUUGA